This is a messenger RNA of Brassica rapa (field mustard), 5967 nucleotides long. Its product is annotated as CTP synthase 1. The record is from RefSeq and is a predicted model, not a curated record. Gene Ontology annotation, biological process: pyrimidine nucleobase biosynthetic process; CTP biosynthetic process. Gene Ontology annotation, molecular function: identical protein binding; CTP synthase activity. NCBI's taxonomy places the organism in Eukaryota, Viridiplantae, Streptophyta, Magnoliopsida, Brassicales, Brassicaceae.
CUUUCCAGCACUUAUGGAGGAGGAGAAUAAGGGACGUCAAGUUUAGUGGUUUCAGACCAAGUCCAAGUGACUUUCUGAUUUUAGUUUUGUCAAUUAUCAUUCUCUCCCACCACCACCUUAACAGGUGUCGGUCGAGGAAAACCCACUUCCUACACAUUGUCCCAAACCUUGAAAGCCCCGGACACUACAAACAAUAUUCCGUGGCUAUUUAGGUAGUAUAUAUAGCCACAAUAUAUUUUGUAGCUUGGAUGUGUGGUGUGGAUAUCAAUAUUCAAACAUGAUUAUUUUUUUUCUUUUCACGAUUUAACUACGAUACUAUUUAUGGUUUGAUUUCAUAAUUUGUCUAUGGUUCAUUUUCUUCGAAAUACUACAGAUUUAAGUAUAGCUUAUAGUUAGUUAACUAGGAGAAACCCCAUAUAAUAGUCACUUUUAGUUUUAAAUUAUUUUGUAGCUGCAAAACCAUAGCCCUUUACAGUUUUGGUGUAGUGACUUUACACAAUUAGUUACGUUUUUAUGUUGUUCCAAACAUUUAUGAGACUCUAAUUUCGUCGCAUUACGUAUAUCCUCUAGACAACACAUGACAUAAAUACUAAUGGUGUGAAAGACAAGUAGAUAAGCAUAACAGUAUGAAGAGAGGUCUACAAUUUAAUGGCAGAAAAUAUUAAUUGGAGUAAGCUUGGUUUGUUUUCAAUCCUUUGACAAAAAGAAGAGAAAAGAUAGUACUCAAUCUAAUUGAUGUACAAAAGGAAAAAUAAAAUCUCAAAAGAAACCUUUUGCGCGUGCCAACCGUAGUAAAAGUGUAAAACACAUCAAAUAUUCUCUCACCCUACAAAAGAUUCUCAUGUGGCGAAGCAAAUAAAUCAUUCAUCAACACGACAUUAACACGGCUUUGUUAGACAUUAUUAGUGAAUAAUUUAUGAAGGAAUCGGCCACGUAUUACAUUAACUAACUAAAAUGAAAACAAUCAUGUUUCUAUAAUCAUGUGGAUAUCUUCUGACAGUUGACAAAAAAAUGUAUUUCUUAUGACAGUUACUACGUGAGCCCAUAUGUCUUUUGCAGAUUUCAGCCUAUUAAAACACUAACUUUUUGUUAUAUAGUUUAUUAUAUGAUGAUGAAGAUGAUAUGCUAGGAGAGAUGUCCUUAUUGAGAUUAAUUUGACUCUUUCUUCAUAGUGUAGGCAGGUGAUAAAAUACAUAAACAAGAAGAUUUGUCCAGAGAGAGUUGUGGUGAGUCAUAGGUAGGACCAAUAGCCGUACGAGAAAAAGCUUAUAACAGUCGAGUGUCAGUUGGUCAGCAGAAGGAUGGGACCCACAACUUCCUCAACGUAAAACAGUUGAAAAUGACAAUGUACCACGUGUCAGUGACGUGGUCCAACUGCCAAUAACUGACACCAACCUCCACCAUAUCCAAUAAAGUACAUCUCUUAAUCUCUGCCUGUGCGCAUUUAUAUAUACCUUUUGAUUGAUUAAAAGGUUUCAUAUUCGUUAGUUCUUAAUCUCUUUGUAAAUGCACAAUCCGCCAUGUUAAAUGCUGUGGAUUAGUGGAUAUAGUGAGACGCAGACUCAUAUCAAUAUCAUUGGUAUAAUUUUCACUAUACCAGUUGAAACUAAAAAGAUCCAUUGAAUUAAAAUGUUGUUGGUGUUUGUUUUUCCAUAACGUUUGUUACUAUGAAAUAAAAAUACUAAUAUUGAGAAAACAUGUUUAUUUUUCAGUAACACCUAUAAUAAUAUCACACUGAAUUAUAGACAAAUGUUUGAAAUAAAGUGUUUUACCAAGAAUGAGUUUGUACUUUAUAGUAAAACAUAUGUAGAUUAGAAGACUUGACCUUGACCUACCAUAAGAUAUUUAUUAUUCAGAUCUCCGCCUGAAGAUCACAUUUCUUUUUGGAAUCAAGACCACAUUUUUAGUUAUAAAAAUAUGGUUAUACUUCUUACAUAUUUUAAGUUUAAUCAGCCAUACUUUAACAGCGACAAUAAUAACUAAUCCAUACGGCGCGACGUCACGUACUACCAUUAGAUGAAAUGGACAUGAUUUUUCACACAUUAAAAUAGAUAAGAUUGGUGUUCAAAAAUGUACUAGAUCAAAGUUUUAUUAUAGAAGAAAGAAAGCACUAAAAGUAAGUAUAUAUAAAUGUAAACACAUCAUAUAGUAUGGUAACAUCUCAUAACAAACAAGUAUUUCAGAAUAAAAUCUCUUAUCGUAUAAAGCAAAAUAUGUUAUCAAACUUCUUAAUUAAAAAAUAUAUAUAAAAAUUUCUUAUUUUUACAAACAGCAAAUUAACGUGUGUGUCCAUUUUUUUGUCGACAGUGUUCUUUUAAAAGGGCAUUGAUUAAAACCCGUAGGACAAGCUGAGCCACAAAAGAAAAGAACAUGCAACAUUUGACCGUUGAACUGUGGUUAACACGACGCGUGGAGUAAUGUAUCAUGUAGGGUAACAUUGUUGGGACUGACCUUCGAACUCGAUAAGAAAGUCACAUUCCAUACUCCUGCGUUGCCUGUGGGUUGCAUUGUCACAUUCCAUACUUCUAAAAUCAUUAUAAUCAAAAAAUGUAAAUCUUAGAGAAAGAUGACGUCGUGAAACCAUCGUUCGAAAUUCUUGUUUAUCGUUGCGGGAGUUUAAAUGUAAACAACAUAUUUUUAUUAACCUAAAAUAUCCUUUUUAUAUUUAUUAACCUAAAAAAUCAUGAACUUAUGGAAUGACUACAUUUUUUUUUAAAGAUGCAAUCCACGUAUAAACUUUUUUCGAAUAUUAAUAUGAGGUUCAAAACAUUACUGCAUAUUCACAAUCACACAGAAUUAACUUUUCAAAAGUGACGAUCACUAAAUUAUCGAUACGUGGUUAGCAAAAACUAUCUUAGACCAUCUUCAGUAGAAUACUAUUUUCUUUACUAUAUUUUACUUUUAAAUAAAUAAUUCUAUGAUAAAGUUAGAUAUACUUCAAUGGUUUAACUUUAUAAUUAAAUUACUUUAUUAUAGAGUAAAAUAUAGAGAUAUAUUAUAUUUUUACUAUAUUUUUAGAGUAAAGUGGUUACAAUCUUCGAUAUUCUACUUUAUAUUAGAAAAACUCUAUAGAAUUAAAUCUUUGAAGCAAAUCUAAUUCUAUAAUAUAAUUAAUCUAUUUUAAAAUAAAAUAUAGAGAAAAAAUAGUGAUCUUUCUCUAUUAUACCACAAAAAAACGUAAAGUCCAACGCCACUAGUUUUACAUUUUUUGAAAAGUGGCAUUUGCUUUUAGAAUCCAACAAUAGUAAAUAAGAAUUUUGAACAAUGGUUUUUGACUUUACAUUUACGUUUAAUAAUUAUAAUAUAUAUAUAUAUAUAUAUAUUUGAUUAGUCUUUCUUUUGAACUUUCCUUUUUGUUUGGAAUUUUCUUUAUGUCUCUAGUUUUGGUAUUUAAAUUUUCAGAUCACAAAAAUAUUAAAUGUUCAAUAAAAAGAUAUGCCUGUUAAAUGGCAACACUGCUAAGCUAAACACAUGCAAUGUUAACAAUUUUCCUCAUAUCCACCAUCAUUAUAAAUGCUUUAGAUUUUUAAUAAAUGCCUACCAUUAAGAAUAGAUACAUAUGGCUGAUAAACAUAAAAGAUAUUAUAAUGUCAAGGACACAAAUAACAAUAUACAAUCUGGCUUAUAAUAAUUGUAUCUUUAGAGUCUUUUUUUUUGAUAAAAGAUUUUCUAAGUCUUUUAUUGUUCAAUGUAAAAGUAUAUAUUUAAAAAAAAAAUUAAAUCUAAGUUAAUUAGGUAGCCAAGGGAAAUUGCCACUGCUUCAUCUUCCCCUAUAAAUUGCUUUCAUUUUCCUUCUCCCUUAUAACCAAGUACAUGUUUGGUUUUGAGAUAGCAUCAUAGAAUCUGUUGGGCUCUAAAAUAUAUUUUUUUCUUUACUUUUGGAAAAAGGAAGAAGAUGAAGUACGUGCUUGUAACAGGAGGUGUUGUGAGUGGAUUAGGAAAAGGAAUCACAGCGAGUAGUAUUGGUGUUCUUCUUCAAUCAUGUGGUCUUCGUGUUACUUGUAUCAAAAUAGAUCCAUAUCUUAACUAUGAUGCUGGAACCAUAUCUCCUUAUGAACAUGGUGAAGUGUUUGUCUUAGAGGAUGGCAGUGAGGUGGAUCUUGAUCUUGGAAACUACGAGAGGUUUCUAGGUUGCACACUAACCCGAGAUAACAAUAUCACUCUUGGAAAGAUUCAGCAGCAAGUAAUGGAUAGAGAGAGGAAAGGAGAUUACUUAGGAACUACUGUUCAGAUUGUUCCUCACGUCACUGAUGCAAUAAAAGAAUGGGUGGAGAGAGUUGCCAUGAUUCCUGUAGAUGGAAAGGAAGGUCCUCCUGAUGUUUGCAUCAUCGAAUUAGGUGGAACUAUAGGAGAUAAUGAAUCUAGGCCUUUCACUGAUGCACUUAGCCAAUUAUCAUACAGUGUAGGACCUGAGAAUUUCUGUCUGAUCCAUGUCACCCUUGUGCCUGUGCUCAGUGUUGUUGGUGAACAGAAAACAAAACCAACACAGCACAGCAUUAGAGAUCUACGAGGACUGGGCUUGUCACCUGAUAUUAUAGCUUGCCGAAGCACAAAGGUACUUGAAGAGAAUGUAAAAGAAAAGCUAUCUCGAUUUUGCUAUGUUCCGGUGCAGAAUAUCUUAUCUCUCCAUGAUGUUCACAACAUCUGGCACAUUCCCUUGUUGCUCAAGGAUCAGAAUGCUCAUGAACCAAUCUCAAAAGUCCUGAACCUUGCUGGAAUAGCUGAAGAACCUUCUUUAGAAAAAUGGGCUUCAAUGGUGGAAAUUAGUGACAACUUACAUGUACAGGUGAGAAUAGCUGUGGUGGGGAAAUAUACAGACCUCUCAGAUGCAUAUCUAUCAGUCUCGAAGGCCCUCAUGCAUGCUUCUGUGGCUUUUGGCAAAAAGCUUGUAGUUGAUUUGGUUCCAUCUCCUGAUCUUGAGAAGACCACAAUGAAAGAGAACUCAUCCGCAUACAAGGCUGCGUGGAUGUUACUGAAGGGUGCAGAUGGAGUUAUUAUCCCUGGAGGGUAUGGUAAUAGAGGAGUGGAAGGGAAGAUUCUUGCAGCCAAAUACGCUAGAGAAAACAAUAUCCCUUUCCUAGGUAUCUGUCUUGGGAUGCAGGUCGCUGUCAUCGAGUUUGCACGCUCAGUUCUCUGCUUGCCUGAUGCAAAUAGCACAGAGUUUAAACCUGAAACCAAACAUCCAUGCAUAGUCUUCAUGCCUGAGGGCUCCACGACUCACAUGGGAGGAACAAUGAGAUUAGGCUCAAGAAGAUCUUACUUCCAUGUCAAGGACAGCAUAUCUGCAAGACUAUAUGGGAACAAAGAGUUUGUUGAUGAGAGGCAUCGCCAUAGAUACGAGGUGAAUCCUGAUAUGGCUGUAUGCCUCGAGAAAGCAGGUCUCUCGUUCGCUGCAAAAGAUGAAACUGGCAAACGCAUAGAGAUUGUUGAAGUACCAAGCCACCCUUUUUUCAUUGGUGCUCAAUUCCAUCCUGAAUUCAAAUCAAGACCCGGGAAAGUAUCUCCGUUGUUCUUAGGACUAAUAGCAGCAGCAUGUGGUGAGCUAGAUGCAGUCCUGACUCCAGUCUCCAUUCAACAAGACAACAACCAACAUGUGGUACUUGGCAAUGAAACAAGGGUUGAUCCAAUAAAUGGUUUUUGUAAUGGAACCAACAAGACCUCUCAGAAAAGUGUAAGACAUAACAAUGACCUCUAUCUCCAUCAGAUUUCAAAGAGCAGCCGACGUAAACUAAACGGCAAUCCUUAUUUUGAUUCUGAGUGAUAUAAGUAAAUGUAAAAUGCUAUGCAUAAUAAACUAAAUAAACCUUGUAAAAUAAUUCUGACAACUAUUCUAUAACUUUAACAUUUUUAAUACUAAGGAUACAAAUUGUAAAACUGUGAAGUGUAAGAUCCAUCACUUACAUUCAUAUGUUAAAAUAGUUGGUUAAAUAAAAAACAGAUCAAAACACUCAUAUAAGUUUCAUGAUC